GUACGGUACAACACAAAGGUUUUCCACUUUCCUCUCAUUUCUUCUGUAUUAUCCUUUUCAAUCGUCAAUAUGAUUUUUCCGAAGAUCAAAUCGUACUUCAAAUCUUAAAUCCCGUGUAGUUUAGAAGGCAUGGUUGACUGCUCCAUAGAAGAUGGAACUCAAUGGUAGCAGUUCAAAUGCCCAUCAGAAUCACUCUUCAGAGGGUUCACGUGAUGCUAGCAAAGAGAAGUCCACUGAGAAAGAAGUCUUUGUAAACCAUGCUGAGAUAGCUUGGCAUCAAAGGAGGAAAGAAUGGGUUGGUAAUCAGUCUAAAAAAUUGGAAAGACCACCUAAAGAUCCAAUUGUGAGUUUGGCAACAAGCUAUGAGGAUCUGCUUUUAUCUACUGAACCUUUUCAACAACCAAUACCAUUAGCUGAGAUGGUGGAUUUUUUAGUGGACUCUUGGCAUGAGGAAGGUCUCUAUGAUUAGAUGACAGGUAAUUCUAUUGUAAAUUUCAGCAAGAAUCUUGCCCGGUUUUGUUUGUGCAGAUUGAUGCUGAGGCAAACUCAUUGGUGGACAGACCAUUUACCUUAGGAUCGAUUAAAUUUUAGUGUAGUUGAUUCCCUUGGAAAUACAAACAAACUUCAUUGCAAUUUACAUCUGAAAUACCUAAAGAUCUAUAAAUCAUAUUGUGGCUAAUGCUGUUAAGAAUUUAACUAUCAAACCAAAAUUUUGUAGCAGAACGGAUUCUUCAUGUUGUUGACU
This is a messenger RNA of Gastrolobium bilobum, 745 nucleotides long. RefSeq lists its product as uncharacterized. The coding region runs from base 152 to 469 and encodes 105 amino acids. The transcript has 5 exons. The record is from RefSeq and is a predicted model, not a curated record. Lineage: Eukaryota; Viridiplantae; Streptophyta; Magnoliopsida; Fabales; Fabaceae.